AGACCCCGAGUCGCGCUGAAAAUUUAAUUAUCCGACCCUAAUAGUCACCGGUUAACCUCUUGAGUACAUACCAUUACUCAUUCUUGCAGUGUUGCAUUUUCAACGUAAUUCUACACCUGUUCAUUGAGGGUGGCAGCCGUUUAAUUAUUCAAUGUGUUCGCCGUCCUUGUCGCGCUCGCCUCUAUGUAGUGUGUGCGAGAGAGACGGAGCUAUACAGUUGGAACUCUGAAGGUAGGACGGUGUUCAGUCGCGCGGUGGAGUCGCACGAGAGCGGUCGGCUCGCGAUGCGCGCCAGAAUCAUAUCGCCGGCAGCGAUGCUCUCUCGCAGACACAACUUUCGGAAAACUAAAAAGUUAAUCAUUUAAAUGAGACGGAAGUCAUUUGAUGUGUAUUUUUUUAUUUUGUUUCAACUAGACAUUAUUUAUGUUUAGCUGAUGACCGAUCCGAAGGUCGCGUUCUUUAAUCGAUGAACAAUUAAAUACGUGUCCACUGUCCCGUGUACGUAGCCGACUGUUUUUGAUAUAUAUUUUAUCAUAAGUGCCAACGUAAAGUUAAGGUUUACAAGGACCAAAUUUUCAUUAACAUUUAGGUACAUGGAAUAUGGGCAUCUGUUUAGACACUGAACAAAACAAUGAAGAACUGGAGACGGUCGGAGAGCGCAGUCGUCGUGAGAGCACGUGGCCCGCGACUCCUUCCGGCGUGCCCUUCCCCAUGCAGAACUCCAGCCACGUCAAGUUCGAACCCCCCGCGGUGCCCGUUAUAUUCGUACUGGGUGGUCCUGGCAGUGGGAAGGUGACACACUGUGAUAACCUGAUGCAGGAGAGGCGCGGGAUGGUCCACAUCAACAUGACGGACCUCCUGCAGCAGUACGCCAUCGGCAACGUUUACCCUCCGCCAGACAUGCUAGACUUUGGCACGCUGUCUAGCAAGACGGUGACCGAGGUCCUGAUGUUGGAGAUGAAAAUGGCCCCCACAGCUCGGACGUAUCUGGUGUCCGGAUACCCCAGAUCCAUGAGGGACGUUGCGGAGUAUUCUGAUAAGAUCCAGACUAUAAGUGGUGUGGUGCUCGUCAGCUGGCGCCAACGCGUCCUGGAGCGUCAGAUCGAGUACGGCGCCCGCCUGGGGCAGGUCGUGCUCAGCCUGGCUAAGAUGGAGCUCAGCAACUUCUACAAACACGUCAUGCCAGUCGCUGAUUACUUCGACCAGAGCAACAUGCUCAUUGCCGUAAACGGUGAAAGAAAUCCGGAAGAAGUAUACAGAGACUUUAAAGCUGCGGUCCUCCAGAUCCUCGGGUCCUAUGAAGAUCAGAACAGCAACGGAAUCGGUGUUGGCGCUAGAGGAAUUCAAGGUGAAAUAGUUGGUGUUGAACCAGCGCCGACAAGAGACCAGGAAAGUCCGCGGCCAGUCACACAACAUGUCGAUAUCGAUGAUUCAAUGCCAAACGAGCCGGUCACUAUAGUGCAAGCGCCAGUCACGGUCGCGCCGGUGCCAAGACAUGUGCCCAAUGGCAACGUAGGAAACGCCGAGAGGAUAGUUAGUCCAAAAGCUGAAGUUAUCAGAGUACGUGGUGCAGCCACCUCUACCCCGACGCUGUGGGUGGUGGGAGGACCCGGGAGCAAUAAGGCAGCGCUCUGCCAACGAGCGGUCGAGCAACGGCAGGGCUGGACACACUUCAGUGUUGGCCAACGUCUCCGAGCGUUGGCGGAUGUCGGCGGUGGGUUGGCCUCGGAUGGUGCUCUGGCUCGAACGGCUGUGACUGGCGGCGAGUUGGCGCCUCACGACCUGGUCACCAAGCUGGUAAACACAGCGGUACAGGACGCCACGCGAACCGGACAUGGGAUCGUACUUGACGGAUACCCCAGAGACCUGGAGCAGAUGACACUGUAUGAACGUGAGUUCAAGGUCACUCCUCGUAUGGUUCUCCUGGACUGCUCCAAGCUACAGCUCGGCCGAGGUCGGAGGGACGACUCAGUGGCCGCAUUCAGGAGACGCCUGGAGGUGUUCAGGGAGCUGAGUCUGCCCAUGCUGAAGAACUUGGACCAGCAACAUCGACUCGUUAUAGUGGACGGUGACACGGACUCCGCUGACGUGCAGGCGGAGUUCACGAGAGUCCUGCUAGAGGAGAUGGAGAGAGCUGAAGAGAUCUCCAAGAUACCCUCAGAUCAUAAUCAACGAACGGAAGAAAACCAUUUUAAUAGAAGAGACGGUACCGCAGUACAGCAGUUUGCCCACGUGGUGUCGCGGGUGGGGACGACGCUCGCUAACGGUACGGCCAGGAAUGGAGCCGCCAAUGGGAGCAUUAAUGGUUUUAUUGGCGUGCACACCAAUAAGGUAAAACCGAUGGUAAGCAACGCGUCAAAGAUACCUAGCGUGUCACAAAUGACGCACGACGACGUACGACGGCUGUACGAACAGAGCUCUGGUGAGAUAGCUCUGAACACGCACAUGUAGAGACAUGUAGAGACAUCACACUCUAUGGUCAACCCGUGAAAAUAUAUGGAAAUAAUGUGAAGCGUAACAGAUCGUAGUUACGUAUAUUUUAGUGAUUAUAACGUGGGCCAUGAUAAGUGAAUUAUAUGUAAACUAUUAAUAUCACGUAGUUAUAUAGAUGGUAGGUUUAAUAUAGAAAAAACAAUUUUAUAAUGGAUUACAUAAUAAGUACGAAUUAGAGAAGCGUAUGCUUAUAUAACAACUAGGAAGUUAACACUUUAAGUUAUAAAAAACUCUUUGAGUGAACCGACACAGAGGAUGACAGUAUUGGCUAUCCGUCAAAGGAUCUGCUGUCGAAUGUGAUGAGAUUAAUUUAGAAAAUAUAAACCGUUCCUAGUCUUAGGAAGAAAUAAAUUUGUUCAGGAGGUAAGUAUUGAAGAAGCAGGGUGACGGUUGACAUGCGCGGAGACGGAAACACGACGAGGUGGUUAUAACAAAGAUCGGUACGUUUAGACUUAGAACAAGUAGGCAUGAGCAAACCACGUACGGAGCGUCAAUAGUUAACGUGUUGACGUGAGUCACUUAAUGAGAAACGCUUCGUGUGUUUGAGAAUGCGCUCUUGUGGUAAGGAUAACGGAAUCAAAACUACUUUUACUAAAGACAUUACACUAGUCAACAACUGAGUAACCAUCAACACUUGUACAGCCGGGUGAGAUAUUAUUUGACAAUUUGGUAUACGGUGUGGAGAUUGAGAAAGAAACUUAGAAAAAUAGAAGUGAUGAAGGUAAGGCGUACAAAAAUAACACAGUAAAUAUAAUAAGGUCCGAUAUAUCAUGAACUAUACGAGUUUUUAUGAAUAAUACUUAGCUUGUAAGCGGAACGCACACGAGUACAGUGCCUUAAAGCACGUUAAUUUAUCAGUAGUUAUAAUAACUGUAUAGAUUAAGUGUUUAUUGUAAGACGAGUCGAUUUUAAGGAAGCCGUACCUACAACGAGCCUUAUCUGUGCCUUGACUUUACACCAAAGGAAAUAUAAUUUGGAAGAAAUUUUACGUUAUAAUUAAUUUGUAUCUAUUAGGGAUUUUGUUUUAUUUACAGUGUAUAUACGAGUAUAACUUUGUGUAUCAAAAUCUAAAUUACAGCCUUACCAAGUUACGAACCCGGGUUCAGUCCAAGGCUGUCCGUUUACGACUAUAAUUGUUAUUCUAUAAAGCCUUGCAACCUUACGAUUGGCUUUAUAAGAACCCUUCUAAACUAGCCCUUCGCCAUGGAUAUAGCCUCUAUUUAUCCAGGAUAACGAAAAAAUUAAUAUUUCGUAAAUCCUAAUAAUAUCGAUACUAGAUUUAUUUCAAACAUUUUCUUUAAUUCCUCCUUACUCUAUAUUAUAAAUGUAAUAAAAAAUUAUGUAUUAAUAUUUAAACUAUGAAACGAAUUUAAUAUAUAGUUUUAAGGUCAUUAUACAUUUUAAAUAUUAUUUUUUUUAACACGUACAUAUAUAUAAUAAGAAUUCAUUCAAAAAAAAAUAUUCGACCUCAGUAAUAAAUAUUUGUAAUUAUUUACGAGCGUAGACAACAUUUUAUUUUUCUGUUUCAUUGGUUAUAUAUAAAAAAAUAAAUUACAUUUUAUAUUAUAUUUAAAAAUAACGAAAAAAAUCAUGUACUUUUAAAUAUUAAAAAAAAAAUUGUCAUCUAUAUACAAUAAGUUAUAAGACAUAUCCACACAUAAUAUAAUGUACCAUAAGUACGUCACGUAGGAAACCACAGGGGCCAACUUAGGUUUAGACCGGUUAUGUACGCACUUAUAUAUAAUAUGUUAUAAUUGAAGGAUGACAAUUACGACAUAUCAAAUGAUUUUAAUGAAAAUACUCGAAAAACACGGAUGAAAAUCAUAAUGGGAUCAAAGAAUUCUACACGGUUUGUUGUAACGUCAAAUAUAAAUUAUUUCAGAUGCCCAAAUAAGACCUGAGAUCCACAAACUGUCAAAACAUCUAUUUUACCGAUAACAUAAGUUACCUAAUGUCUCGUCACUCGCAACUUAGUGGUAACACAUUUGUUGUAUGUAAUUUUUUGUUUUUUAUAUUAAUAAAGCACUUUUUACUACCGA
Messenger RNA from Danaus plexippus (monarch butterfly), 4532 nucleotides. RefSeq lists its product as uncharacterized. The record is from RefSeq and is a predicted model, not a curated record. Gene Ontology annotation, biological process: CDP biosynthetic process; UDP biosynthetic process. The coding region runs from base 601 to 2451 and encodes 616 amino acids. The transcript is spliced from 13 exons. NCBI's taxonomy places the organism in Eukaryota, Metazoa, Arthropoda, Insecta, Lepidoptera, Nymphalidae. Gene Ontology annotation, molecular function: ATP binding; UMP kinase activity. Gene Ontology annotation, cellular component: cytoplasm; nucleus.